Messenger RNA from Aspergillus sclerotioniger CBS 115572, 3174 nucleotides. It is a transcript of the gene spt5, whose product is annotated as transcription elongation factor spt5. Gene Ontology annotation, molecular function: protein binding; mRNA binding. The transcript has 5 exons. The record is from RefSeq and is a predicted model, not a curated record. Bases 1 to 3174 code for a protein of 1057 amino acids. Gene Ontology annotation, cellular component: DSIF complex. NCBI's taxonomy places the organism in Eukaryota, Fungi, Ascomycota, Eurotiomycetes, Eurotiales, Aspergillaceae. Gene Ontology annotation, biological process: transcription elongation-coupled chromatin remodeling; regulation of DNA-templated transcription elongation; regulation of transcription by RNA polymerase II.
AUGUCUCGCAACGUGAUGGCCCAUGACUUUGGGUCUGAUGAGGAGGACGAUGACUUCAACCCCGCCCCGGCGGAUGACUCUGGAGAUGAGGAUACAAAGGUUUGUUCCGGUAGGGGGGUUGCGCAUCGCGGUCGGGACGAUGAUGAUGACGACGACGAUGACGAGGAUGAUGUGAACACUGGGCGUACUGCACGGCAUCGUGCUGGCAGUGAGGAUGACACCAGAGGGAGGGCCGAUGAUGAAGAUGAGGAGGGCGAGAACGAUGAGGAAGAUGAGGAAGGAGAGGAAGAAGAUGAAGACGAGGAGGAAGAGGAAGAAGACGACGAUGAGGACGCUAAUGCUGGACGUCCCCGGAAGCGCAGACGGAAGGCCGGUGUGCACUCUUUCUUCGAAGAAGAGGCCGGUGUCGAUGAGGAUGAGGACGAGGCCGAGGAUGAUGAGGAUGAACUGGCUGAAUUUGGCGGGGAGAUGCACCCGGAUGACAUGGACGCCCUUCCGGUUGGCGCUGAAACGGAUGACCGCCGACACAGACAGCUUGAUCGUCAGCGUGAACUGGCGGCUAGUAUGGAUGCAGAGAAGCAGGCUCAGAUGCUCAAGGAGCGGUAUGGACGGAACCGCGCCGCGGCCACUGAUGCUGUUGUUGUUCCGAAGCGACUGCUUCUUCCCAGUGUCGACGAUCCCAGCAUCUGGGGUGUUCGCUGCAAAGCUGGCAAGGAACGUGAAGUCGUGUUUGCAAUCCAGAAGCGUAUAGAAGAGCGACCGCCGGGCUCUCGAAACCCCAUCAAGAUCAUGUCGGCUUUUGAGCGUGGAGGUGCUAUGACCGGGUACAUCUACGUCGAGGCGCGCAGGCAGGCCGAUGUCAUGGAAGCCCUACAGGACAUGACGAACGUCUAUCCGAGAACGAAGAUGAUCCUUGUUCCAGUGAGAGAGAUGCCUGACCUUCUUCGAGUUCAGAAGUCCGAGGAGCUCAUGCCUGGAGGCUGGGUUCGUAUCAAGCGUGGUAAAUACCAGGGUGAUCUGGCGCAGAUUGAGGAGGUCGAGACAAAUGGUUUGGCCGUGACUGUGAGAUUGGUUCCUCGUUUGGACUACGGCUUGAACGAGGACAUUGGUGCGCCUGUUGUCGAUCCCAAGAGGAAACGCCCUGGCGUGAACCCAGCCGUUGCCCGUCCUCCCCAGCGUGCAUUCAGCGAGGCAGAGGCCAAGAAGAAGCAUGCGAAGUACCUAUCUGCUACGUCUGGUUUGGGUGGAAAGUCGUGGAACUACCUCGGCGAGACGUAUGUGGACGGCUUCUUAAUCAAGGACCUGAAGGUUCAACAUCUGAUUGCGAAGAGUGUGAACCCUCGGCUUGAGGAAGUCACCAUGUUUGCUCGAGGCUCCGAGGAUGGCACUUCGAAUCUGGAUCUGGCUUCCUUGGCCGAAACGCUCAAGAACUCUACCGCCGAAGAUUCUUAUCUCCCUGGAGACCCGGUUGAAGUGUUCCGGGGUGAACAGCAGGGUUUGAUUGGUCGGACAAGCUCUACUCGUGGAGACAUCGUCACUAUCUUGGUGACAGAGGGUGACCUGGCUGGACAGACGAUUGAUGCGCCUGUCAAGUCGCUCCGCAAGCGCUUCAGAGAGGGUGACCAUGUCAAGGUCAUCGGUGGUAGUAGAUACCAGGAUGAGUUGGGUAUGGUGGUCCAGGUCAAGGACGACACUGUGACUCUACUUAGCGACAUGAGUAUGCAGGAAAUCACAGUUUUCAGCAAGGAUCUCCGACUCUCUGCGGAGACGGGUGUUGAUGGCAAACUGGGGAUGUUCGACGUCCAUGACUUGGUACAAUUAGAUGCUGCUACUGUUGCUUGUAUUGUCAAGGUUGACCGAGAAUCGCUGCGGGUGUUGGAUCAGAACGGUUCGAUUCGUACGAUUCUGCCUACGCAAGUGGCGAACAAGAUCACGCCUCGUAAAGAUGCAGUGGCUACCGAUCGUAAUGGUGCCGAGAUUCGCCAUGGAGAUACGGUCCGAGAGGUCUAUGGAGAACAGAGGAACGGCGUGAUUCUUCACAUCCACCGCUCAUUCCUGUUCUUGCAUAACAAGGCGCAGGCUGAGAACUCGGGCAUUGUCGUUGUGCGCACCACCAACGUGGUGACGGUCUCCGCCAAGGGGGGUCGCGCCACAGGUCCCGAUCUUACCAAGAUGAACCCGGCUUUGAUGAGAAACGGGGCACCGGGAAACAUGAUGGGCCCUCCCCAGAGGAGUUUCGGGCGUGACAGGAUGAUCGGCAAGACGGUCAUGGUGCGCAAGGGACCUUUCAAGGGUCUUGUUGGUAUCGUCAAGGACUCGACUGAUGUCCAAGCCCGCGUGGAACUGCACUCGAAAAACAAGUUGGUUUCCAUUCCCAAAGACAUUCUCGUCGUCAAGGACCCUGUUACCGGUCAGACGAUAGACAUGGGUCGUGGCCGCGGUGGACCGCGUGUCCCGCAUGGUGGAUCUGGAGGGCCUCCCUCUGCCUGGCAGGGUGGUCGUACCCCCAUGGGAGCUGGAGACUCAUCUAGGACCCCCGCCUGGGGUGGUGCCUCGUCCGCCAGAACACCUGCCUGGACCGGCCUGGGUGGCUCUCGUACACCGGCCUGGAAGCAAGACGGCUCCCGAACCUCUAAUCCAUACGAUGGCAGCCAUACCGCCUACGGAGGCUAUGGCUCACGCACGCCCGCCUGGAACGCCGGCGCACGCACUCCUUAUGUCGGUUCAGGAAACAGUGAUUUCGAUGCCUUCGCUGCAGGCUCCCGGACUCCGGCCUGGGGCUCCGCAAACGCCGGCAACCGCACGCCCGCCUGGUCUGGAGCCUCGGCCAGCAACGGCACCAAAGACCGUGGCUACGAUGCCCCAACACCGGGAGGCUACUCCGCUCCUACGCCCGGUGCCUAUGGAAGCGCUCCCACACCCGGCGUUUCGGCGCCCACGCCUGGAGCUUGGGCGGACAGUGCCCCUACUCCAGGUGCCUUCAACGCCCCUACACCGGGCGACGCGUCCAAGAGACCCUACGACGCACCUACGCCUGCUGCCUUCGAUAGCGGUAGUCGUCCAUAUGACGCUCCCACCCCAGCCAUGGGCGGUGCCGCUGCAACCCCAGGUGCAGGUGCAUACGGUGACGGUGACGAUGGUCCGCGAUAUGAAGAGGGGACGCCCAGUCCUUGA